AUGGGUCAGCUGGCAGAAUUUCAACAGUUCCAACAGACCGUUUUAGUGAACAUCGCCUUAUGUGGACAGUGGACAGUUGUCGACGCAAAUACUGCAACAAUGUCAAUGCUACAUUUAUCGUUCAGUUUAUUCAUAGUGGACUACAGCAAUUCGAGGACGCUAAAGGCGUCGGACCCGUUAAUGUCUGGGUACCAGACGCGUCUGAAGGUUCGAGUGGCGAAGAAUACUACAAAAUUUAACGAAAUCUUUGCUGCCGUUGUACAGACACCUAAAUGCCCUUUUACAUGCAGUUUAUGUGCCGCGUCUUACGAAAAGCAUUUCCAGCUACACUCGCAUAUUGCUUUAGAGCAUGGAAAACUACUCAUCACCUGUUCGCAGUGCAACGCAACAUCACAUUCACUUUGGAAAACGCACGUAUGCAAGAUAUGCAGAUCAUUCACAAAUAAAUUAGGCGAGCACGAGGCAACUCAUUAUCAGGAUAAGAUAGGAAAGGGAGCCAUAUUUGAAUGUUCUCGUUGCUACCGCUCAUUUAACGAGUACGCUGAUCUAAAAAACCAUAUUAGUUAUGCGCAUCAACGACGUGCAGCUAUUAAGAAUUAUAAAUGUCAAGUUUGUGGUGAACUUUUCCACUCCCGGCAUCAUCGGGACCAGCACCUAGUUUCACAUUUCAAAACGGCUCUUAACGAUAUUGAAAGAGACGCGACCCACUUAGAAGUGUUGCAAAGUAAUCAGUGCCCUAUAUGCUGUCUGAUUCUUAGCAGUCUGCGGACUUUCCGCCUUCAUAUUAUCUAUCGUCACUUAAUUGGUGAUUCCCUCUGCACCCAGCCAGGGGAGCAUAGCGUAGCUGUGGUCCAGGACGAAAAGACCCAUUACAACAAGGACAGUAAUCAAAACGCCGAGUUCUCCGAAGGUACCGCUACAAGUAAUUGGAUGAAACUGGAAGAUCCUGAGACAGUGAAAUCAGAUGUUCCCUUAGUAAGCUUCAAAAACAUACCGGAUCGGGAGGUAAAAGUAGAAGUCAAUUCUAACGUUUAA
Messenger RNA from Enterobius vermicularis (human pinworm), 1035 nucleotides. Lineage: Eukaryota; Metazoa; Nematoda; Chromadorea; Rhabditida; Oxyuridae. The record is from the annotation of a GenBank genome assembly.